GAGAGCGAGCAAGCUUGAUAGAGCGAGCGAGCGCGAUAGAGAGCGAGGGAAAGAGAGAGGGCGACACAGAGAGAGCGAGAGCGAGGGAGAGCGAGGGAGAGCGCAGAUACACAUCCUUCGCAAGUCUCCAUCGUUCGGGCAGAAAUAAAAAGGGCUCCUUUCAGGAGGGCACGAGUGGGUCCGGGAAAUACUGUAACAUUUCGGCACCGGAAGACGACCAGCUGACUGAGUACCGAAAUAAAAAAAAAAAUAAAACAUAAAUAAAAAAAGAGAAGGAAGACGCUGGGAGGAGAGGGAGGAGAGAAGAACCCGGGGAUGCGUUCGCAGCCAUUCUUCCUCUGCUCACGGCAUUCCUGAACAUGAACAGCUCCCUCCUCUUACUCCUGGGGUGUCAAGACAUGAAAAUGGCUCCCCACAGCUGAGGACGAACACAACCACAGUGAAGAAUCUCACAAGACAGUGGAUUGCAAAAGAGGGGUCACCUUAGGAUUUCAAGAUUACCUUAGAGCCUACCGCACAUUUAAACAGAACUAAAUCUCAGAAAAGGCAUGGUAACCUUAAAAUGAGAACAACAUAAAACAAUAGAGAAAAAACAACAGUAACGCUGCAUUCAGGUUCAACAGGAUGCCAGACUCACUGUAAAAUUAAAACCGGAAACCAGUUGCACUCUUAACAAGGAAAUUGUAAGCAUCGCUCUUCUCGUUCGCAGCGAACCACCGAACGCAUCGCUCAACUAUGAACUAAAAGGACCACACCAUCUGGGAGAACGACAGCAUCUGUGCCACAGAUCCCAGGAGCUCUAGACAGGCGCCGUACAGCCGCCACUGCGCUAGUCAUUUCACCCCCUAUUAGCCAGCACUCUGGGAUCCACUUGUGCUCUCAGCUGGUGAGCCAGGGACACGUCCGCCUCUUUCCGCUGCCGCCGCAGCCAAAGCCUUCAUCAGCCCUCAUUAAAAACUGAAACUGAUGGAAAAAGGAAAAACAUCGACUUAAUCGUACGAGGAGUGGAUGGAAUAAGUACAGUGUGUACGAUAUCCCCCCCCCUCCCCUCCCCUCCCCGUACCCCGUCCAGUGAACUGCCUUGUUCAAAAUGAGAAAGGACACCAUGUUCUGGGUGCAAGCCCAUCUCUUCCUGGGCGUGGCCGGCGCCUUGGUCAUUCACUCCAUGCCGUGGAAGGUGGCGUGCCCCGACCAGUGCGUCUGCCAGAUCAAGCCGUGGUACUCGCCACAGUCCGUGUACCGGGAGGCCCCGACGGUGGACUGCAACGACCUCCUCCUGACCCAGCUUCCUUCCCAGCUCCCCCCGGAGACGCACACCCUGCGGCUGCAGAGCAACCUCAUCAGCGCGCUGGACCAGAGCGAGCUGCCGGGCCUGGUCAACCUGACCGAGCUCGACCUCUCCCAGAACAGCUUCAGCAACAGCCGCCACCUGAGGAUCGCCAGCAUGCCCGUCCUCCUGAGCUUGCACAUGGAGGAGAACCAGCUGCGUCACCUGCCCGACGCCGCCUUCUCCGGCCUGCCGGGCCUGCAGGAGCUGUACCUCAACCACAACCGGCUCAGGAACAUCUCCCCGGGGGCCUUCAAGGGCCUGGAGAACUUGCUGAGGCUCCACCUCAACUCCAACCGGCUGGCGGCGAUCGACCGCCGCUGGUUCCACGCGCUGCCGCGGCUGGAGGUCCUCAUGAUCGGGGGAAACCCGGUGGACGCAAUCCAGGACCUCAACUUCAAACCCCUGGGCUCCCUCCGCAGCCUGGUUCUGGCAGGGAUGGGUCUGCGCGAGCUCUCCGAGAGGUCCCUGGAGGGACUUUAUAGCUUAGAGAGCAUUUCCUUCUACGACAACCACCUGACCAAAGUCCCGAAGGAGGCCCUGCAGCAGCUACCCGGUUUGAAGUUUCUCGACCUGAACAAGAACCCCAUUCAACUGGUCCGGCAGGGGGACUUCAGGAACAUGCUGCACCUAAAGGAACUGGGGCUCAACAACAUGGACGAGCUGGUCUCGAUAGAGCAUUCUGCCAUGGAGAACCUGCCGGAGCUCACCAAGCUGGAGAUCACCAACAACCCCAGGCUGUCCUACAUCCACCCCCAGGCCUUCCGGCGUCUGUCCAGCAUGGAGAGUCUGAUGCUGAACAGCAACGCCCUCAGCGCCCUCCACAGGGAGACCGUCAGCUCCCUGCCCAGCCUGCAGGAGAUCAGCCUGCACACCAACCCCAUCCGCUGCGACUGCCUGAUACGCUGGGUGGGGGCGGAGGCCGACAAGCCCGUCCGCUUCAUCGAGCCCCAGUCCACGUUCUGCUCCGAGCCCCCGGAGCUCAAAGCCAGGAGGGUGAAAGAGGUCUCCUUCCGAGAGAUGGCGGACAGCUGCUUGCCCCUGAUCGCCCCGGGGACGUUCCCUCCGUACGUACAGGCCAGGCAGGGAGAAAACCUGGUCCUCCACUGCCGAGCCCUCGCCGACCCCGAGCCGAGCAUCUACUGGGUCACCCCCAAGGGCCUCAGACUCUCCACCUCCUCCAGCUACGGUCCGUAUCAGGUGCUUAUGGAGGGCACCUUGGAGAUCGCUGGGAUCACUGCAGACGAGGCGGGUUUCUACACGUGCGUGGCUCAGAACCUCGUGGGUGCCGACACGCAGAGUGUGACGGUUCGGGUGGACGGCGUGGACGGAGCCCGACCCUCGAGCACCUGGCGGGGCAAGGACAACCUGGAGGUGAAGGACGUCCGGGAGCGCUACGCCCUCCUAGCCUGGCCCGUCAACUACAACGUGCCCUCCGCCCGGCUCUCCUGGCUGACCAACGAGAGCCUGGCGGACCGCCACAGGCACAGCGCCCGCAUCCUGGCGGGCACCCAGGGCUUCAACCUCACCCGCCUCCAGCCCGGGACCCGCUACAGGGUGUGCCUGCACCUGGGGCCCAACGACACCUCCUGCGUCCACCUCAGGACGAAGGCGGUCCCGGCGAGCGCGGCCACCCCGGACCUGACCCCCGCGCUCCUCCUGGCGGCGUCGGCCCUCGUCUUCCUCCUGACCGCCAAAGCCUGCCAGGGCGGGGCCUCCCCGGGCUGGAGGAGGCCGGGACAGGAUCCGCUGAAGGCCCAGGCCUGUCUCCUGCCUUCCGAGGUGAAGGGCCACGUGGCGGCGCAGUGCCCCCAGCAGAAGCAGCGGCAGGCCCAGGUGCAGCCGACGCAGACGCAAAAGCAGCAGCAGCAGCAGCAGCAGGCGCACUGGCUUAAAACGAAGGAAGCCUCCAACUCCACCGGCACAGAAAACAGCGACGCUCAGCAUCCACAAAAUGUUCAGGGGCCGCCAGCGGAGUCCUGCUAGAGCCCGGGGCGGCACUGCCGAGGAACAACCCGAAACAUAAUGGGAACCUCUGUCGCUGUCCGCAUAGCUCGCAUCGCCAACUUCAAACCCCCAACAGACGAGUUCAGCGGUUAAAAAUCAACAAAAAAACAAAAACAAAAACAAAACAAAAAAA
Anguilla anguilla (European eel) is the source of this 3467-nucleotide messenger RNA. It is a transcript of the gene lrrn2, whose product is annotated as leucine rich repeat neuronal 2. Gene Ontology annotation, molecular function: protein binding. Lineage: Eukaryota; Metazoa; Chordata; Actinopteri; Anguilliformes; Anguillidae. The record is from RefSeq and is a predicted model, not a curated record. The transcript has 2 exons. Bases 1091 to 3313 code for a protein of 740 amino acids.